Molecule: messenger RNA, 2490 nt
Organism: Phyllopteryx taeniolatus (common seadragon)
Lineage: Eukaryota; Metazoa; Chordata; Actinopteri; Syngnathiformes; Syngnathidae
Gene: c17h21orf91
Product: chromosome 17 C21orf91 homolog
Exons: 5
Coding region: 206-1111 (301 amino acids)
Source: RefSeq, a predicted model, not a curated record
AAAGUAGUGGAACAUUCCGGUGGGAGGCAGGAGGUUUCUUUCUGCUAAGUGUUGUGGGAUUUGCUCGUUAUCCGAUGUUUGGGUUCCUUCCCGAGCGAAAGGCAACCGUCGUGUGGCCCGACCGAAGCGACAACAAGUCCGAGGACAGUUCCUUGAAGAUAAGGGGGAGUUGGCGACACUUGCUGGCUGUGUCGCCGGAAGCGCCAUGGAUGAGGAGGAGCAGUUUGUGAACAUUGAUCUGAAUGACGACAAUAUCUGCAGUGUCUGCAAGAUGGAGACAGAUACAGGGACCUUAUCUUUCUGCCAUGUGUGCUUUGAACUCAGCAUUGAAGGUGUUCCUGCUGCCACCCUUUUGCAUUCAAAGUCUCUACGAGGCCACAGAGACUGCUUUGAGAAAUGUCACCUGAUCGCCAACCAGAAGCUGUCACACUCAAAGGUCUCCCGAAGUGCCUACGAGGGAAUGAAACUGGCCCUCAGCCAAAAACUGAAUCGUAUCAUCCAGUAUGCCCAAAACAAAGACAAUGUCCCUUCCAACGGCCUCACCAGAUGCGGGUCCAGACUUCUCUGUUACAGCCAACAAAGUGACCGCAAGCUGCUGCCUCAGUCGGAAGCCCAGGUGCCCCGCUACGCUCCCUGCUGGGAACCGGGGGGUGCCACGCGGCUACCCGACUACACCGUGGGGAUGCUGAAGUGCCACGCAGCCCAGGAAUUGAGGAUGCUCCAGAACUCUCAUGGGGACGUAUGGUCCAGUGGCGGCAGGAAAGCUCUGCACAUCCGGAAUCCACAAUCAGUGGGAGUGCAGACUGAGCGCAAACAUCAGGGCCACAGCAGAGAUGAAUUGACUAAAAUGUGUGUGGAUGAACUCCAUCACUUGAACAACCAGCUUCUCAUGAAGAUUCAAAAGGUCUUCGAGGAGCUAACUGCGGCCGUGCAGGAGAAAGACUCGCUGGCGUCCGAGCUGCACGUGCGUCAUGUAGCCAUCGAGCAGCUCUUCAAGAACUGUGCCAAGCUGCCCUGGCUGCACAUUAGCAGGGCUGGGGUCAAGACCAGCACCAGCACCACCACCAGCAGCAGCAGCAGCAGCGUCAGAGUCAGUGGACCCGUAGAGUGACAGUGCGUGUGCGACGUGCAUGUUUUUGGAAUACUUUUAUACAUGUUUCCUGCAAUAAGACUGAGAAAGGAAUGCCCUCAUUUGCGAGAUGCUGAGGGAACUGCACUGUGCUCAGCAUUAAGGGCUUGCUUGGUCCUCCUCACAGUUGUCGUGAGAAUACAAGGAUUCAUGUUGGUUUAGAAACAAACUAGUCAAAGUCCAAACUUCUCUGAAUGCACUUGGUUCCUCCUGUAUUUCAUUUUAUUUAGUAUUAUUUUAUGUAGAUAUAUAUAUGUAUAUAAUAUAUAUUUUUUUUUUUUACUGUUUCAUAUCUUCACACUCGGCAUUUUAAAACAUGCCUUGCUUGAAUUUAUGUUCUCUGUUGUUAUUGCACUUCUGCAACUUUAACAUCCAUUUUUGUUGCACACAGGCAUUUCAACUGCUUAUUUUUUAUUUUGUUUGCUCUCUGAUAUAUAACUUUUACAUAGACGCACACAAAAAAAAACUGUGUGUGUGAAGAUUAGACUAUAUAUGGUAUCAUAAAGAACCUUACAUUAUGCAAUAAGAUGAUUUAAGUAUAGUCCUCAAAAAAACACAGGUAGAUGUGUCCAAAACACAGCCAAAGGCUUUAUAAAAGGAUAGCUUCUGACCUGUUGGGGUAUCCCUUCCAAAUAAUAAUGGGUCUUCAUUAGUUCAUUCAAGCUCACUCUGAAAACAAGUAUUGCUUUAAUAUGGAGAUGCAUGAGGAAAUGUCAAUGAUGUCUAAUUGUCAAACCAAAGUCUGUCCAAAUUAUGUGCUUCACGUAUGAACUGCAAACACCGUGAACAGAUGUUGCAACACUGAACUGUUUCACUUGUGCUUUGGUUAAAAAUCAAUUCCACAUAGUAUUAUUUUUUAUCCUAUUAAGAGUUUGUCCAGGCGACACGGUGGUUGACUGGUAAGCAUAUCUGCCUCACAGUUCUGAGGACGCCGGUUCAAAUCCAGCCUCGCCUGUGUGGAGUUUGCAUGUUCUCCCCAGCUACUCUGGUUUCCUCCCACAUCCCAAAAGCAUGUAUGGUAGGUUAACCGAAGACUCUGAAUUUCCCGUAGGUGUGAACGUGAGUGUCAAUGGUUGGUUGUUUAUAUGUGCCCUGCGAUUGGCUGGCGACCAGUCCAGGGUGUACCCUGCCUCUCGCCCAGAGUCAGCUGGAAUAGGCUCCAGCACGCUGCCGACCCUAGUGAGGAUAAGUGGUAUGGAAAAUGGAUGGCUGGAUGGGAGAGUUUGUCCAUAAGGAUGAUUAAUUCUUUUCAUUUGUGUCCAGGUGAAGUGUUACAAAUGUGAGAGAGUUUUAUAUUCAUGCAAUACAUGAUACAAUGUUUUGGUUAGUUUGUGAAAUAAGAACGCUACGCAAGAGAUGUA